Molecule: messenger RNA, 5446 nt
Organism: Ailuropoda melanoleuca (giant panda)
Lineage: Eukaryota; Metazoa; Chordata; Mammalia; Carnivora; Ursidae
Gene: PFAS
Product: phosphoribosylformylglycinamidine synthase
Exons: 27
Coding region: 507-4523 (1338 amino acids)
Biological process (GO): 'de novo' IMP biosynthetic process
Cellular component (GO): cytoplasm
Molecular function (GO): phosphoribosylformylglycinamidine synthase activity
Source: RefSeq, a predicted model, not a curated record
AGCAGGCUCAUAGUGGAGGAGCCUGAUGUGGGACUCGAUCCCAGAACGCCGGGAUCACGCCCUGAGCUGAAGGCAGACGCUUAACCGCUGUGCCACCCAGGCGCCCCUACACAGUCUCUCAGCCUUAACCACACUGGACUGGAAACGUUGGGGCGCUUGCCUGUCUCCCUCAAUAAAAUGUAAGGUCUGUGAGGGCAGAAAUGGUUUUUGUCUUCUUCACAGCGGUGUUCCUAAGACCUUGCGUGGGGCCCAGCAAAGUGCAGGUGCUCAAGGAUCGUGUGCCGAGGAUGUACCCCUAUUCCCUGUUCCCCCAUUUUGCAGGAUGAAGCCCCCUGAGCUUCCGUUUUUCAGAGUAUCUCGUCUCUGCGAAUGGCCCUGUUUCCCCCACCCCAUCCCUAAUGCCUCCAGAGCCUCAGCUGUCUUGGAAAUCUGAAGUCAUUUCGACAGGUCAUAGCUGAUUACCUUUUAGGGACCUAAGUCAUUUCCCACGACGGACAACUCCAGCGAUGGCCACCGUUCUUCACUUCUAUGUCCAUCCCUCUGGCCACGAGAGGGCAGCUUCCGGACACACUCAGAGGAAGCUCCAAGGGAAACUCCCAGAGCUGCAGGGUGUCAAGACAGAGCUGUGCUACAACGUGAACUGGACAGCCAAGUCCCUCCCGAGCGCUGAGGAGGUGAAGAAGCUGACGUGGCUUUUUGGCUGCCCCCUGUUACUAGGAGAUGUUGCUCAGAAGUCCUGGCUCCAUCCUGACUCCAACGACCUGCUGUUGGAGGUUGGGCCCAGGCUGAACUUCUCCAGCCCAGCAUCCACCAACGUCGUGUCAGUGUGCCGGGCUGCUGGGCUGGAGGCUGUGGAUCGCGUGGAGACCACCCGGCGCUACCUGCUCUCGUUCGCCCGCCCCUCAUCACCCGAGAUGAAGGCCAUCGCUCUGGCCACCCUGCAUGACCGGAUGACGGAGCAGCACUUCCCCCAUCCCAUCCAGAGCUUCUCCCUUGGGAGCAUUUCCACACGUCUCAACGGCUCUGUCAACAUCCUGGCUGAGGGCCGGUGUGCCCUGGAGAAGGCCAACCAGGAGCUGGGCCUGGCCUUAGACUCCUGGGACCUGGAUUUCUACACCAGACGCUUCCAGGAGCUCCAGAGGAACCCCAGCACCGUGGAGGCCUUCGACUUGGCUCAGUCCAAUAGCGAACACAGCCGACACUGGUUCUUCAAGGGCCUGCUCCACGUGGACGGGCAGGAGUUGGCGCACUCCCUCUUUGAGUCCAUCAUGAGCACCCAGGCAUCCUCGAACCCCAACAAUGUCCUCAAGUUCUGUGACAACAGCAGCGCAAUCCAGGGGAAGGAAGUCCGAUUCCUGCGGCCCGAGGACCCCACACAGCCAAGCCGCUUCCGGCAACAGCGGGCCCUGAGACACGUUGUCUUCACAGCAGAGACCCACAACUUCCCCACAGGAGUGGCCCCCUUCAGUGGGGCGACCACAGGCACAGGGGGCCGGAUCCGAGACGUCCAGUGCACGGGCCGCGGGGCCCAUGUGGUGGCUGGCACCGCUGGCUAUUGCUUCGGAAACCUGCACAUCCCAGGUUACAAUCUGCCCUGGGAGGAUCCAAGCUUCCAGUAUCCUGGGAACUUCGCCCAGCCCCUGGAGGUCGCCAUCGAGGCCAGUAAUGGGGCUUCCGAUUACGGCAACAAGUUUGGGGAGCCAGUGCUGGCCGGCUUCGCCCGCUCCUUGGGCCUCCAGCUCCCAGACGGCCAACGGCGUGAGUGGAUCAAGCCCAUCAUGUUUAGUGGGGGCAUCGGGUCCAUGGAAGCUGAGCAUGUGAGCAAGGAGCCCCCUGAGCCAGGCAUGGAUGUGGUGAAGGUCGGGGGUCCUGUCUACAGGAUCGGACUUGGGGGUGGAGCUGCGUCGUCUGUGCAGGUGCAGGGAGACAACACCAGUGAGCUGGACUUCGGGGCUGUGCAGCGGGGGGACCCGGAGAUGGAACAGAAGAUGAACCGUGUGAUCCGGGCUUGUGUGGAGGCCGCCACGGGGAACCCCAUCUGCAGCCUCCACGACCAGGGUGCUGGCGGCAACGGCAACGUCCUGAAGGAGCUCAGUGACCCCGCCGGGGCCGUCAUUUACACCAGCCGCUUCCAGCUCGGGGAUCCGACCCUGAAUGCCCUGGAAAUCUGGGGGGCCGAGUACCAGGAGUCGAACGCACUUCUGCUGAGGCCCCUUGACCGGGACUUCAUCAGUCGCGUCAGCGCCCGGGAACGCUGCCCGGCUUGCUUUGUGGGCACCAUCACUGGGGACAAAAGAAUAGUGCUGGUGGACGAUCGGGAGUGCCCCGUUGGAAGAAAUGGCCAGGAGGAUGACCGCCCCUUGUCUCCCCCAACCCCUGUGGACCUGGAGCUGGACUGGGUGCUGGGCAAGGUGCCUCGGAAGGAGUUCUUCCUCCAGAGGAGGCCCCCCGUACUCAAGCCUCUGGCCCUGCCCCCAGGUCUGCGUGUGCGCCAGGCUCUGGAGCGCGUUCUCAGGCUGCCCGCCGUGUCCAGCAAGCGGUACCUCACCAACAAGGUGGACCGCUCUGUGGGCGGCCUGGUGGCCCAGCAGCAGUGUGUGGGAGCCCUGCAGACCCCCCUGGCAGAUGUGGCCGUCGUGGCACUGAGUCACCAGGAGCUCGUCGGGGCUGCCACAGCUCUAGGGGAGCAGCCCGUCAAAAGCCUGCUGGACCCCAAGGUGGCCGCCCGACUGGCUGUGGCGGAGGCCCUCACCAACCUGGUGUUCGCGCUGGUCACCGACCUCCGGGACGUGAAGUGCAGCGGGAACUGGAUGUGGGCGGCCAAGCUCCCAGGGGAGGGCGCGGCUCUGGCCGACGCCUGUGAGGCUAUGGUGGCAGUGAUGGCGGCCCUGGGUGUGGCAGUGGAUGGUGGCAAGGACUCUCUGAGCAUGGCCGCCCGGGUCGGCUCUGAGACAGUGCGGGCUCCCGGAUCGCUGGUCAUCUCAGCCUAUGCGGUCUGCCCAGACAUUACAGCCACUGUGACCCCUGACCUCAAGCAUCCUGGAGGGGGAGGCUGUCUGCUGUAUGUGCCUCUGUGCCCUGGGCAGCACCGGCUGGGGGGCACGGCUCUGGCCCAAUGCUUCUCGCAGCUGGGCGAGCAGCCUCCCGACCUGGAUCUCCCCGAGAACUUGGUGCGUGCCUUUAGCGUCACCCAGGGGCUGCUGAGAGACCGCCUCCUCUGCUCAGGCCACGAUGUCAGUGACGGGGGUCUCAUCACCUGCCUUCUAGAGAUGGCCUUUGCUGGGAAUUGUGGGAUAGAGGUGGAUGUGCCUGCCCCUGGGGUCGAUGCGCUGCCGGUGCUGUUUGCCGAGGAGCCGGGCCUGGUGCUGGAGGUGCAGGAGCCAGACGUGGCCCAGGUGCUGGAGCGCUUCCGGGCUGCCGGCCUCCACUGCCUGGAGCUGGGCCCCACGGGCGACGCCGGGCCCUAUGCCUUGGUGCGAGUGUCCGUGAACGGGGCCGUGGUCCUGGAGGAGCCAGUUGGGCAGCUGCGCGCCGUCUGGGAGGAGACGAGUUUCCAGCUGGAGCGGCUGCAGGCCGAGCCGCGCUGUGUGGCUGAGGAAGAGCAGGGGCUGAGGGAGCGGACCGGGCCCAGCUACUGCCUGCCCCCAACCUUCCCCAGAGCGUCCGUGCCCCACGAGCCUGGUGGCCCUGUGCCCCGAGUUGCCAUCUUGCGAGAGGAGGGCAGUAAUGGAGACCGCGAGAUGGCAGAUGCCUUCCACCUGGCUGGGUUUGAGGUGUGGGACGUGACCAUGCAGGACCUGUGCUCUGGGGCAAUCGGACUGGACACGUUCCGUGGCGUGGCCUUUGUGGGCGGUUUCAGCUAUGCGGAUGUCCUGGGCUCUGCCAAAGGGUGGGCGGCGGCCGUGACCUUCCACCCGCUGGCCGGGGCCGAGCUGAGGCGCUUCCAGAAGCGGCCCGACACCUUCAGCCUGGGCGUGUGUAACGGCUGCCAGCUGCUGGCUCUGCUGGGCUGGGUGGGAGGCAGCCCCCGCGAGGAGGCUGAGGAGCCAGGCCCCGACUCUUGGCCGGCCCAGCCCGGCCUUGUGCUGUGCCACAACGUGUCUGGGCGCUUCGAGUCUCGCUGGGCCAGCGUGCGGGUGGGGCCCGGGCCAGCCCUGAUGCUGCGAGGGAUGGAGGGCGCAGUGCUGCCCGUGUGGAGCGCUCACGGGGAAGGUUACAUGGCAUUUUCUUCUCCGGAACUCCAAGCCCAGAUCGAGGCCAGGGGCUUAGCCCCGCUGCACUGGGCAGACGACGCCGGACAGCCCACGGAACAGUACCCCAUGAAUCCCAACGGGUCCCCGGGGGGCGUGGCUGGCGUCUGCUCCCCUGAUGGCCGCCACCUGGCUCUCAUGCCGCACCCUGAGCGGGCUGUGAGGCCGUGGCAGUGGGCUUGGCGACCUCCCCCAUUUGACACCCUGACCACCUCCCCCUGGCUCCAGCUUUUCAUCAAUGCCCGAAACUGGACCCGGGAGACGGGCUGCUGAGCAGGCCAGGGAGGCUCCCCUGGGUCUGAUGGUUUGUGCCUGGGGGUCUGCUGUCCUUCCCAUCCUCAAAUUCAGAAGGACCCCACCUUCUCUCCAAAUAUGUCUUGGACAGACAAGGGCCAAAAUGCCAAAAAAAACCUGCUUAUUUUAUUAAUCUGCCUGCUUUUGCCUUAUGCCGUUGGAUCUGUUUUCGGUUCUUCUGCUCUGACAGGGUUGUCUGUGGGCCCCCAGAGGAAGCGUGUGGUGUGGAGGAAAGAGCCCGCACUGGGAAGUUAGGAUGCGCGGCCGGGAGAAUGUUCCACUGCCCCCCGCCCCCGUGCACACCCUCUACCCACUGAUCGCCACGUUGUGCCUCCCAUCACUCCUCUGGGCUCAGAGGGACGUUUUAUGUGCCCCUUCCUUGUAACGGGGGUUGAGGGGCUGGGAUGUAUAAAAGCACGCAAGUCAGGACCUGCGUGUUCUCAUCCGAAAAACAGCAGAAGCUUUCUGGAUUCUGCUUGUUAAAAUGUAGCGCUGUGCUGUGUAAGCAGUUAUUUGCAGAAGUGUCUCUGAGCAAGUCUCCGGCUGUGUCCUAGGGCUACCCCAGCACAGGCCUCGGAACUCAGUAUUUGCUUCUCGAUGUAGCCACUCCCUUCCUGGAGGAAAUGGGUGGCACCUGCUUCCCUAGAAUAAGCCUUUAGCCUGCCUGCCUUCCUCCAUUCAUCCCUCCAUCCCUCUAUCCCAUUCUUUCCUUCUGUCAUCCAUCCAUCCAUUUCUUUCCUCCCUCCCUCCAUUCAUUUAUCCAUUCCAUUCUUCCAUUGCUUCAGUCAUUCAUUAAUGUUCGGUGAUUAGAGUGCAAAGCACUGUCACUGCCGCCCAGGGGUUUCAUGAUCUGAUAGAAUUUUAAAUAAUAGUUACGGGGCCCCUGGCUGGCUCAGUCCAAA